GGGGCCGCCGCUUCGCCCGCCGACGGACGGACGGAGGGAGGAGCCGCUGCUUCGCCCGCCGACGGACGGACGGAGGGAGGAGCCGCUUCGCCCGCCAUGUCCGUGGUCUUCGUCCCGCAGCGGCUGCGGAGCAAAUGCGAAAUAAACCAGGCGACCAUCCAGAAGUUACUUGAUGAGAACAACCAGUUAAUUCAGUGCAUUGUGGAGUAUCAGAACAUUGGCAAGGCUGCAGAGUGCACGCAGUACCAGCAGAUCCUGCACAGAAACCUCAUCUACCUGGCCACGAUAGCAGAUUCCAGCCAGAAUGUGGCCACUGCCCACCCUGCGACGCUCAACCAGCCAAUGACGAUGGGGCCAGGGGCAAUGGAACCUGUUGGAAGAGCUGCAGAUGCCAUGGGAAGUGGAACUCCUCCCCCUGGACAAGGGAACCCUCAUCAGAUGGCAGCUGGAGCCCCCUUUCCCCAGGGACAGACUCACUGCCAACAGGUUACUCCAAGCACCUCGAUGAGUUUACCUGCCAGUAGCCAUGGCAACAUGGGGAAUUUCAACCAACCGGUGGCUCCCCUGCAGAGCAUGCCAGCCCAAGAGCAGAUGGGGGUGACUGUGGGCUCGUCCCUGGCAUCUCACCUGCAGCCAGGUGCUCAGCAGAACCCAGUUCCUGCACAGCAGCAAGGAUCCCAGGGAGAAUUGUUCAACCAGCAGUUCAACCAGACACAGGCUCCGGCCGAGGGAAUGAACCUGCAGCUUUAUUCAGAAGGCAGUAGCUGGUUUGGACCUCCUCAGGGGCAGUUCCAGCAGAAUCCCAGUGCCCACCAGCAGACCUUCUACCAGCAGUACGGUACCCAGCAACCACUGACCAGCACUCCUCAGGAAUUCAAUUCUGCACAGAACUCUCAAGGACAAUUUAGAAGCUUCCAGCAAGAUCCAGGACAACAAUACGUGGCUUAUCGACCUCAGCAACCUGCCCCAAACCCAGCCCAGCAGCAGGCCUUCCAGUACGGACAGGGAGCGGCAUUUGGAGGGUUUCAGUGACUGGACGCAGUCUGAACGCUGGAGGACUGCAUCUCACUGUGGACGCUGUUGCAUCUCGAUCAGGCAGGCCUCCGGAAACGAGGUUGAUGUGGGGGUGGGAAACCCUUCCCCACCCGCUGUCAGCCCUGGAACACUGGGGGAUGCAGGAAGCUGGAGGGAGAGGGCUGUGGGCCCCUCUCUCCCCACACUGCCCGCUCUCUCACGCCUGCCCAAGAGACCUCAUCAUCUGCCUGGGACGGUUCAAGGUGGGGCUUCCCCCACCCCCCCCCCGUCCCCCCAAGGCUACCUCUAUCCCUCCUCCAACCUCAACCACCUCUUCCUGCUCUCCACGCCCUUCCCCAACGCCCCCCCCCCCCCAAUCUGUCCCAGCCACCUCCAAUCCCUUCACCCCUCAGCUAUCUAUAAGCCCCCAUCUACUGUCCAUUGCUCCCCCCGUCCCCGGCAUGCGCUCUCCCCUGUGUACCUGGCAAGCUGCCCACCUGCCUCUUGGAUGUUUGAUCUCACUGGUGCCUGGGACGUGGACUCCCUGACCCUGGGGAGGGGCAGGGCAUCAUCCAGAGGUCAUCUUGUUUGAUCUGGAUCACUCCCAUCUCAUGAAGACGUCAUUCCCUCUGCCUCAUGGCUCCUGACCCAGGUUCUUUGGUACAAGUGGACACAAUCCUCCAGUUGUGGUAGGUUCAAGGCCGAGGCUCAGUACCAACCCAGGUCAUUCACCCCCUCCUGCCUGUGCUGGCUCUUUCAAAGAGCUCUCCGAUUGGUCCUACUCCGCCUCUCUUUCCCCCAUCCUACAAAUUUUUGCAGUUCAAAGAUUCCCCUUGGAAAGAUCCUGUUGAAUGUGUUUCUACUGCCCUUUCACACAGUGGGUCCCCAAUCACAGCAGCUCGCUAGUUUACAGAACUUCCCGACAUCUUCCCCCUCAUUCUUCAGCCGAGUCCUUUGUCACAAGCCCUCCUGCCACUGGAGACGAUUUCCCCUCAUGUACUCAGUCAAUCCCCUGCCUCUGGCAAUCUCCUGAGCAAGGAGAGAAGCUGCAAGCUUCUGCAGUCCCUCGCACUGAAUGGAGGGAGCGAGGGAUGGGAACAGGCCAAGUCCAUGAUAUGCAGAACCUUAGCAUCAGCUGCAGAGGUACUGACUGACAGCCUUCGCCCUGCCCUGUAACCCCUCUCUGGGGCUCUGCUGCAGACAGGGCGGUGUCAGAGUGGGGGGGAAAAUGUGGGCGAGUCUGCUGGCUGUAAAUACGCUCAAAGCACAUUGGUAACAAGACAAUGUUGGGAGAGGUGGUGUCUGGGCAAGUGAUGGUGACCACAACCGUGGAAAAAGCCUGUGGCUGCUCACCCUCACUGGGGAUCGUCGCAAAUCAGUUUUAGUUUUGGAAAGUAAAUCAUUUGGGUAUUUGGUACUUUUAAGGUGAUGUGAUUUGUGUAAUAUUGUGAAGAUUAAAGUGGUUUGUAAGUUCA
Pristis pectinata (smalltooth sawfish) is the source of this 2489-nucleotide messenger RNA. Its product is annotated as protein SSXT-like. Gene Ontology annotation, molecular function: transcription coactivator activity. The record is from RefSeq and is a predicted model, not a curated record. NCBI's taxonomy places the organism in Eukaryota, Metazoa, Chordata, Chondrichthyes, Rhinopristiformes, Pristidae. Gene Ontology annotation, cellular component: nucleus. Gene Ontology annotation, biological process: positive regulation of transcription by RNA polymerase II. The coding region runs from base 97 to 1032 and encodes 311 amino acids. The transcript is spliced from 9 exons.